GCAGACACGACACAUGUGUUGUAUGUUGAAAUGAACACGUCACACACACUCAGAGGGUCGCUUGAUGCACACCAGACAUGUUGGUAUAUAUAUCCUCUCUAUCUCCAUCUUUUUCUAUCCCUCUCUCUACUCUCCCUCUAUCUCUGUUCUGUCUCCCUCUCUUUCGCUCCCUCCCUCCUGUUCUGUCUCCCUCUCUCUCCAUUCCUCUCGUUCUGUCUAUCUCUCUCUCUCCAUUCCUCUCGUUCUGUCUAUCUCUCCCUCUCUUUCUCUCCCUCUGUCUCCCUCCCUCCCGUUCUGUCUCCCUCUCUCUCCAUUCCUCUCAUUCUGUCUCCCUCUCUUUUCCUCCCUCCCUCCCGUUCUGUCUCCCUCUCUCUCCAUUCCUCUCCCUCUGUCUAUCUCUUUCUCUCCCUCCCUCCCGUUCUGUCUCCCUCUCUCCAUUCCUUUCGUUCUGUCUCCCUCUCUUUUCCUCCCUCCCUCCCGUUCUGUCUCCCUCUCUCUCCAUUCCUCUCGUUCUGUCUAUCUCUCCCUCUCUUUCUCUCCCUCGUCUAUCUCUCUUUCUGUCUCUUGCUCUCUCUCUCUUUAUAUCUCUCUCUUUCUGCCUCUCUCUCUGUCUAAUCGUAUCAAGUCGCCUGAACCACUCGUGUCUCCAGGUUCAUCAAUCACAAAGUCACUAACUAUGACGAUGUUAUGUUACUCUGAGUAAAAGCAGCAUCAAUGGAGAACUGACCAUAACAGCCACGAUAUGUCUCUCUCUCCUCUCAUUCUGUGUCUCUCUCUCUCUCUAUCUCAGUAUGUUUCUCUGAGGAAAAGGUUUUAGUUUUAAUGAAACACUGCACACAUGAUCGGAAAGCCUUCACAAGUAGAAGAAAGAGGGCGUGGCCUAUUUAGAAGGCUUUAAACAUCUCUUCCUGAGUCACUAGACGGGUGCAGUGCAGGAGGACUCAUCAGUGUUUCUGCCCACUUGUUAGUUAUAUUAGGAGUUAAAUACAUCAACAUUUUCCCAUAAGGUGCCAUCAAAGCACGAAGAAGGAGAGGGUGCAACACGAUGUCAUCAAAUGAACUCCAGUCAAAUUGGUGGAGAACAAUCUAGAAAACGAGUUGUAAUUGUGACAUCUCAUAAGUUUAGAAUCUGUUCCACCUCGACCAAGCUUCAACUCUUUUUUGCAAUAAUUCAAUAUAACGAUAUCUAGUAACGAGUAACUCACUUACUAUUGGGCAUCUGCACACGGGUUGUAGGUUGUAAGUCCCAAACAAAAGCUCAGUUAUGCACUGUGAACACAAAACCCCGUUACUUUAUUUAUUUAUUCUUAAAAACUUUGUAUGUAUUAAUUUAAUUUUAAUUUAUUCAAAAAAACGUUGGAGAUGACAACAAUCCAAAAGUGACAAUCAAAAAAUGACAAUAAAAAAAAAUUUUUGAAAAAUUAAAACAAUUCAACGUUUCUUCCACCCACUGUGUUCACGGCAUCCAGCUCCACUGGUCCUCUACGCAUGUGCUGGUCAACAGAGUGCAGUCUGGACAGUGACUCAUCUUCUGUUUGGGCUCUGCACUCGAGCACAAAUAGCGACUUUAGGUCGUUAAUAUCCUUCCUGUAUGAAUUAUGGCCCGUGUUUAAUGUUGCAUGUUGUACUGUGGAGAAGGACUAUGCGUAUAAACUGUAUACAAACACAAAUCAAAGCUACAUCUAUGGUUUACGUUGUAUAUAGCACCAAAACAUUAGACAUUGUCUCAAUACACAUGAGUAUUUAUCAUACAGUAGAUACCUUUUCAUUGUGUCAUGAUAUUAAUUCUGUACACAUUUCUAUUUACUAACAACCUCUGCAUUUUAUCCUUCUUCUUCUUCUUCUCUCAUAUUUCUCUUCACCGCUCUCCAUCCCACUGUCCCUGUAUCCUGCCUAUCACCUCGUUCCUGCUCUCCCAUUGGUCCUCUUGCCUGUCUGUAUCCAUCCCUCCUGCUCAUCCAUGCGCUGUCCCGGUGUCUCUCAGCUCUGCUCCUCCCUCUGAGGAUGCGGCUACUCUUCUGUCUGAGGCAGACGAACUUCUUAACAAGUUUGUGUGCAAGAACAACGGGGUUCUGUUUGAGAACCAGCUGCUACAGAUCGGCAUCAAGUCCGAGUAUCGUCAGAACCUCGGGAGAAUGUACUUAUUCUACGGGAACAAGACGUCGGUGCAGUUCGCCAGCUUCACCACCACCGUCAGCUGUCCUGGGGAGCUGCAGUCUCAUAUCUUUUCUGGCCACUAUUGUUUUCGCCAGUUAUCAAUGAUGUUGGAGACUCCAUCUCUACGCUAACUGUGAGCUAGGGUUGCGUACUUCUGGCGCUGUCGGGGAUACAGGCCUUCCCCCAGAAUUCAGUCUCAGUUUCUCAAGUCACGUUAAGAUCCCUUUCUCCCAUUAACAAUCAAAUAAAGGUAAUUACAUGUAAACAUUUGCACAUAUUACCUUUAAAUAGAAGGAUCGAGCAUUCAAAAACACUAUAAAGAACAUGCUUCACAUAUUACUAUGACAGUGGUCGCUGUAGUCCAUCAUUGUGCUGUCUUGAUGCUCCUUGACAACUGGCCACAGCUCAACGUUCAGACCAAACCAGUAGAGCCACUGGUCGAGGGCGGAGCCCAGAUCCAACAAGUCCUCAACAUCGAGUGUAUUACGGACUUCUCCGAGGCGCCGCUGCUCAACAUCAAGUUCAGAUACGGUGGAGCGCUGCAGAACCUGAGCCUCAAGCUGCCGGUCACCAUCAACAAGUUCUUCCAGCCAACGGAGAUGACCUCACAUGACUUCUUCCAGCGCUGGAAACAGCUGAGCCAACCUCAACAAGAAGCCCAGAAGAUCUUCAAGGCGAACCACGGCAUGGACACUGAGGUCCUGAAGGCCAAGCUGCUGGGACUAGGCACGGCCCUGUUGGACGACGUGGAUCCAAACCCAGAGAACUACGUGUGUGCUGGAGUGAUCCAGACCAAAGGUCAGCAGGUGGGCUGCCUGCUGAGACUGGAGCCCAACGGACAGGCGCAGAUGUACCGUCUGACCCUGCGCUGCAGCAAGGACUCUGUGUCCCUGCGUCUCUGCGAGCUGCUGGCCCAACAGUUCUAGAGUAACCAGACCUUCCAUCGUAAACCAGUUCUCCCAGCAGCCCCACCAGCGACCUCUCCCUGGAGCCCCCCCCCCCCACCCUCACCCCCCCACAAAGAAUCUUUGAGGAUAAAAAAAAAGGUGUAACCGACAUAAGGGAAAAAGCAGCCACUAGCUAGCAGCAGCGGCAAUAUAAUGUUCAUUAUUCUCAUCUCUGAUUCCAUCUCAUCUUCUACUUGUUUAUUAACACGACGCGACAUUCUCGUUUCUGUUGUAAUUACCUGUGUAGCUGGUGUGUGUGUGUGUGUGUGCCAUCUGAAUUGGUUCCUUGAAGUCAAAUGAGUGAAGCGGUUUAGUGCACAUAUUAUCGCACGUGUGCAAUAAACCUAAACGCGCACACACACACACACACACACCCUCGUAUGGGGCCUCGCGGUUCUGGUGGGAUCCACUGAUGAAGUGAGGGUCCAGAACUCUGAACCGUGCUGCUCCUCCCACUCGUUUCCUCCAAGCAUUCCCUGUGAGGCCCUCCAGUGUGAUUCACCGUAUGAACUUGAACCCCCCCUCCCCCACUCCUGGAAGCCUCUUUAACGGGCCGUCCUUUUCAUUUCAAAGAAUUAGCUCACUCGUUUAUGUUAAUUGAUGUGUAUGUAAAUACGUGCCGGUGUAUUACUUUAUGGUUUUCUGAGACAUUCCCAUAACCGAGCCACUGGAGUAGAAGGAGUGAGUCUGUACACCUGGAGAUCCACCUGUAGGACUCAACUGUCUGGUAGUGAAACUCUGAACACAUGAAAUCCAUAACCCACAUAUAUAUAUAUAUAUGUGUAUAUAUAGAUACACAUGGGCCCAUUCCAUGUGACUGGACAGAAAACCCUCUCUUAUAUAUAUAUUAUUAUAUAUAUAUAUAUCACAUUCAUAUUCCUGCUUCUCCAGCCAAGCAUUUGUUCAAGAGACCAAUGCAAACAAAUAUGAUGUGUACACAACCACUACAGUAAAUGUUCUGGGGACUGUGUGUGUGCGCGUGGGUGUGUGAUUGUGAUUGUGAAUGUGUGUGAGCAGGUAAGAAAAAAGACAUUUCUAAUACAUGGUCACAUAUUGUGUGGCUGCACGGCAAUCGCAGGACAUUGAACUGUAGUGGAAAACGUAGUCAUUUUGUCUGUGCGUGCGUGUGUGCCUGUGUGUGUGUGUGUGUGUAUGCAGUAUCCACUAGCUAAUGCAGCCUUGUGUAUCGGUGUUAUGAACCUGUCCAAUACCUGUUAGAAUUUAAGAUUUACUCUAAUGAAAAAGAAAAUGUGAAAGUAAAACUAUGCCCUAUAUAUACGA
Pseudoliparis swirei is the source of this 4385-nucleotide messenger RNA. RefSeq names its product adaptor related protein complex 2 subunit alpha 1 (gene ap2a1). The record is from RefSeq and is a predicted model, not a curated record. The transcript is spliced from 7 exons. Gene Ontology annotation, molecular function: clathrin-cargo adaptor activity. NCBI's taxonomy places the organism in Eukaryota, Metazoa, Chordata, Actinopteri, Perciformes, Liparidae. The coding region runs from base 2499 to 3083 and encodes 194 amino acids. Gene Ontology annotation, biological process: intracellular protein transport; clathrin-dependent endocytosis. Gene Ontology annotation, cellular component: AP-2 adaptor complex; membrane coat.